Messenger RNA from Anopheles funestus (African malaria mosquito), 3149 nucleotides. RefSeq names its product insulin-like peptide receptor. The record is from RefSeq and is a predicted model, not a curated record. Gene Ontology annotation, molecular function: protein binding. NCBI's taxonomy places the organism in Eukaryota, Metazoa, Arthropoda, Insecta, Diptera, Culicidae. The coding region runs from base 4 to 3105 and encodes 1033 amino acids. The transcript has 6 exons.
AACAUGGUGCUUUGGUUUAAGGGUGCGGGCACGGUUUGUUUGUUGGUGGCGUGUUGCCUGUUGGUGUACGCACACGGGAACCAUACUCCCGUGCGAACGUCUCGUGAUGCAAACGAUCGCGAUACCACGCUCGAAAACGAUGCAGACGAUAAUGAUCCGCGGUGCAUGAAUGUGGACAUACGCAACGAUUUGAGUCGAUUGUCCCUGAUCGAAAAUUGCACCGUGAUAAGAGGCUUCUUCCAGAUGGUUCUGCUCGAUCGUGUACCGACCGCAGAGUUUGAAAAGUACAGCUUCCCGAAACUAAGAGAGGUGACCGGAUAUAUGCUCUUUUUUCGCGUUAUUCAUCUUACUACGCUGCGACGAAUGUUUCCCAACUUGGCGGUCAUACGAGGACAACAGUUGAUCGGUAACUAUGCGCUGGUGUUUUAUUAUAUGGAAAACAUGAUCGAGGUUGGAUUGAAAAAUCUAAUAGCAAUACAACGAGGUUUCGUCUAUACACGACACUGUCCCCAACUCUGCCAUCUGGAUACGAUCGAUUGGGCAGCAAUCAGUGGACUGGACAAUAGUACGAAGAAUCUGAACUCUUUCGAAACACCAAAGUCGGUGUGCAACAAGUUCGAAGUGUGUCGAUCCUGCGAACCGAAAUACUGCUGGGGAAGCGAAAGUUGCCAAAAGUUCUACAAAGGAUACAAUUUUAACAAUCGAAUACUAUGUCAUCCGCAGUGCAUUGGAGGCUGUACGGGUAAAUUAGCAACGCAAUGUAAUGUUUGUCGUGGUUUAAAAGAAGGCAAACAGUGUGUGGAACAAUGUUCCGUUGAUAGGCUAAUGUUCCGCCCUACAAAACGCUGCAUUACGAUGGAAACCUGUUUGAACCGGGGUGGGUUGCUGUUCAUGAACGAGUGUGUGCUUGAGUGUCCGGCUGGAUACAGUACGAAUAACGCCGACCAAGAGCAGGCCGACUUUUCCAUCGACAAGUGCUAUCCGUGCCGAUAUCGCUGUCCAAAGGUGUGCGACGGUACGGAAAUAAUGUACCUAUCCGAUGCGGAUCGUAUGCGUGGCUGUACGAUCGUGAAUGGUACGCUUCACAUCCGAUUAACAGAGGACCAUCCGAAUCUGCUCGAAGAACUACGCAACGGGCUCGGUGAUAUCGAAGAGAUCAUGGGCAUACUGAAGGUGUUCCGUUCGAACUACAUAUCUUCGCUAGAAUUUCUAACCAAUCUGGAAAUUAUUCACGGCCUGUACACAACUGACAAUUCCAACUUUUCGCUAAUGGUGUACGAAAACAGCAACCUGCAGCGUUUAUGGAACUUUGAGCAUAAAACUUCACUACGGCUGCUUUCGCGCAGCAUGUACUUUCGCAACAAUGAGUUGCUGUGCAAUGCGCAUAUUAAGCUGCUGCGAAAAAUCGCUGAAUACGACAAUACAAGUGACACGAUCGAUUGGAACUCGAACGGAUAUAUGCAGGCGUGCCAUGUGCAACCGUUUCUUGCCCGAUUCGAGGUCUUGUCGAGCCGUAACGUGACGAUUUACUGGUCCAAGCACAACCCCAACACAUAUCACCGAGUACAGGGCUAUAUGAUCUACUACAUUCGCACGAAGGUGGACAAAUCACCGUACGAAGGUCGGGACGUGUGUUCGAAGUUUGGCUGGAAAAUGCGCUAUGUAUCGGUGGAGAACGUCACCAUUGAGGGAAGCUUCUACGCGUACAAUCUAACCCGGCUGAAACCGUACACGCGGUACGGUUUCUACGUGAAGGCGUACUAUAACGAAACGUUCAACAGUGCCACCGAUCUGGUCGGACUGUCCAACAUGCAAUACUUUAAGACAGCAAAAGAUCGACCAACUCCACCGUUGCACGUUCGCACGGCUAGAAAGAACGAAAGUUCGAUCACACUCGCCUGGCAGAUACUUGAAUCUGAGCAAGAAAUGGUUUAUUUGUACCAUGUGGAUGUAUUCAUACAACCGGACGUACCGGCAAAGUUCGACCAGCGGGAUUAUUGUACGCAUCCGCACCAACCAAGCACUGCCCAUCACGACCAGGCACAAAUCAUUGACGGUUGUACUGAGGAAACGUGCUGUGGACAGGAGUACGAGUACGAAAAAGAGCUGGAAGAUGAUGAUGAGGACGACGAGCUAACCACACCGGAUGAUUUCUUUACCGAACAGACGACGAUGGAGGAUGGUGCCCGUAUCGGAGGACGGAGAAAGAAACGUUCCGCGAAACAAAGUGCGCCGGAUACGUUCGAGAAGAGUAUGCUCGAUUUGUUGAAAACGGCUGACACCGAGGUGGAUCAUUAUGAACGCCGUACGCGCCGUGAAACGACCGCUAACAUAGUGUUUGUGAAUCGCGUUGACUAUCGUGACUUUACGACGGACAACUUCGAGUAUUCGGUCACGGGGCUAAAACCCUACACGCGCUACGUUUUCCAGCUGUUUGCGUGCAGUGAAAUCAAUACAACUUCCUGUAGCUCGUACAGUUUGUACACGGAUCGAACCAACCCUUCGCCGUACGUCGAUCGGCUUAAUGUAAGCAUUGAAACGGAAAUGCCGCCCGUCGCUUCCGAUAGCGCCGGUGCUAUGAAUGCUACGUCCACUUCGAUCGUUCAGACGACGUAUGAUAAUCAUGUUGUGUUACACUUUCCCGAACCAACGGAAGUGAAUGGAUUGACGGUGGCUUACCGAGUCGAAACCAAAGCCAUCAAUGGUACCUACCUUAAACGACGUAGCGAAUGUUUCACGAGACUCCAACACGAACUAAACCACCAUCGCUACACGCUGCUAAACGUCACACCCGGAGAGUAUCUGAUACGGGCACAAGUAGUCUCACUAGCAGGACCAGGACCGUUCUCCGAAUGGUUCUUUGUCCGGGUGCUGGAACCACUUCCCAAGAUCCAAUCGAGCGAUAACACAGGGCUUCGUGAUGGAUUGAUUACGCUUGCAGUACUGUUGGCGGUUGGUGUUGUUUUGGGACUCCUUUACUUGUGGCGUCACCAAAUCCGUUGUCUACGUCGUGCGACGGAGCGGGAUGAUAAGAUUCCGCUCGCAAAUCACGACGGAAAUCAGAUUAAUCUCGACGAUGGGUUUGUAAACUGCCCGUUGAAGUAAUGCGGAUGUGGCGUUCAAAAACAUAUUUUUUCUUAAAUUUCAAA